ACUACUUGUCAGUCAGUUGCCGAGUGGUCAGUGUUCCUGAAUAGUGAAUCGUGAAUCUUGCAUUUUCAUUUCGCACUUUUCGCGGUGCUUUGCUAAUUGCUUUGCUUAAUAAUUGCGUACUAAGUACUAAUACAGAUACAGAAAUAGAAGUGAAACGUGCUCUCUUUGUAAUAUGUUUGCAUAUUAUGAUUUUCUAUUGCUGUUAUUCAAUUUUUAACGUAUAUUUUAAUAGUAUUGUGUACAAAAUUCGAAAUAUUCCAAAAUGUCCUUACUACCACCCGAAGCCCUAGAAAAGCUCACCUGUUCCAAUUGCCUUCAAUACCCAUCGGCACUUCCAGUAAAAGUGUACCCUAAUAAAUCUGUCAAGUGUGGAAGAUGUUGCAGAGAUGGAGAUGGUGGUACGGUGUCUGUACUCUAUGAGCUUUUGGCCAGAAAAUGCAAGUUUCCUUGUAUCAACAGGUUUGAGGGAUGUAGGGAACAACUGAGUAUUGAUGAAGCACUGGAACAUGAGCAAAACUUCUGUUCGGCUAUGGGUACUAAGUGUCCAUUUUGUUCCACGAAUUUGGAUUCAACGUGUCACUUGUUGCUUCAUCUGAGGAAGGAACACAAAAGUGCUGGUUUGGAAAAGCCAGCAUUUUGGAUAGAUUUGUCACUAUGGGAUCAGCAAGAGAUAUUUUUUUACUGUGAAGACGACUUGUUGAUUAACGUCGGGUAUAAAUAUACCAUGACUAAAAACGAAUUAAUGUUGUAUUUGAAUAUUAAUGGGAAAAUUCAUAGAAAUCAGACGAAUCUAAAUCACAAAUUUAAGUUAUAUUUCUGGCAAAAUGAAACUCCGUUUGAAACAGCCAACAUUGCAAGCGUUCACAGUGAUCUGUCAGACGCAAGAGGCUUUAAAGUGGAUCUUACCAAUCAUAAAAAUUCAAAGAAUAUUAUUUUUUGCAUGUUUGAGCUAUGGGAUUCAACCGAUACACUGAAUAUUGCCAACAUACCUCAAACUAUUGAUGGUGCAGCCUCCGAAGCAAUACUCAGAUUUGAAUUUCAUCGAUUUAAUAUGCUUAGGCCAAACUUCAUGUACUACUCUGACUUUGAUUAUUGGGUUGGAAAAAGGCUUUGGAUGGUAGCCAUUGAAAUAUCUUCUGACAAUUUAGGUAUUUACUUGUGCCAAGGGUUGAAAAGUUGCCAGGAAGGGCCUUGUAAGAUAAUUGCCGAUGUUGCAUUAAUUUCUUCAAAAAACGAGGAAUUAAAUGUAGUUCAUAACAUGACCAAAAAUAAUUUCAAAAUAUCCGCUGGAUGGAAGAACUUCUUGAAUUUGAACGUUUUAAGAGAUGGACAAAAUGGAUUUAUGACGGAUAAUUGUAUCAAAAUUGAAGUGUCUAUUAAGGUAUUGCCACCUGAAGUGGACAAAGACGAAGAAAAAAAUGAUUGUCCAAAUUGUCGCUAAGAGCAGUUUUGGACUUUGUAUUAUGCCUCUCACUCAUCAUUAUUAUGUUGUGUCCUCUCUAUUAGAAGAGCCAGUGACAAUUUUUUCACCUCUGGCCUCUUGGAAAAAACUUGUUUUUGUUCUGUUCUUUGUAUUAUAAUGUUUCUUAGGUUUCGUAUGGUUUUGUUAAUGAUAAUCAUUUAUUGAGUGUAGGUACCUUCAUCUGUUAUACAUGGAUUUUUGUUUUCUUGGUAAUAGGUACCUAUCAUAACUGGAUGUAUACAGACAAAUACCAUAAGAGCCUACCUUUGUUUUGUGUUUUUUUUUAUUAUAGUUUUCUAACCUUUUGUGUUAUGAAGUUUGAUUUUUGUGGAUUGUAAAUUUGAAAUAUGGAAAAGUGUUUGAGAGAAAUGAUUGUUGAAGGCGUCUCCCUCAUGAAUUCGUAUUGGUCAUCCGUAAUGAUCCGUAUUUCUUAUUUUUAUAUUAUUUGCUAUAUACUUAAAAGCAGUUAUAUUUUUUUGUUUUGUGUUAUUAUUAUUAUUUUUUUAUCUUAUUCUUAUCUUAUGUGAUUUGAUGCAUAAAUCCAGCUCUAGUAGUUUAUAGACGUUUUGUAUUAUUUAAGCAAUUAACAAUGAAGUUUCUUCUGUUUCUCUUUUUGUGUUAGUUUUUUUUACUUUUUGUAAUAUUAGCAAUAAACGUUUAUUUUGUUUGUGUUUAUUAAAUAAAAAUUUGUUCGAAACAUCUAAUAUUUAUUGUAAUUUAUCCUAAAU
Messenger RNA from Ceutorhynchus assimilis (cabbage seed weevil), 2190 nucleotides. The record is from the annotation of a GenBank genome assembly. Lineage: Eukaryota; Metazoa; Arthropoda; Insecta; Coleoptera; Curculionidae.